AUGAAUCAAACAGUAGUAUAUCAAAAUGCACAACAAUCUACAGGGGAAUCAACAGUACUUUUUGAUGUUCAAUCUCGUUAUAAUUCCAAUACUUCAACUCCAUUUCCACCAAAUUCUGCUAGACCUGAAGCGCCACCACCACCUUAUGAAGCUGCAAUUACUAAUUCUCUAUCCCAAUGUCCAUCAGAACCGCCACCACCACCAUAUGAAAUAGCAACGAUUGAACAGACGAUAAUAUAA
This is a messenger RNA of Adineta steineri, 240 nucleotides long. The record is from the annotation of a GenBank genome assembly. NCBI's taxonomy places the organism in Eukaryota, Metazoa, Rotifera, Eurotatoria, Adinetida, Adinetidae.